AUGGGUAAAGGUAACGCUCUACCACCAGCAGCACGAGGCGCGAUCUGUGAUAUUGAUGUCGGUGGGGCAGCACCGAUAGCGCAAAGAGUGCGUCCGGUUGCACCCAAAUAUCGGGAGAAGCUGUCAGAUCUCAUCAGAGGACUAUUAGCAGCCAAAAUCGUUCCGCCAUCCACGUCACCUUGGGCGUCUCCGAUAGUGGUGAUCAUCAAGAAGAACGGAGUGGAUAUUCGCCUUUGCAUUGAUUAUCGAAGAGUGAACCAGCUGACGCGUCUGAUGGUUUAUCCCAUGCCGUUGAUCAGCGAUCUGUUGGAAGAUCUGGAUAAAGCUCUAUGGUACUGUUCGCUAGACAUGGCUAGUGGAUUUUGGGUCGUCGAAAUGACUGAACGAGCAAAACUGAUUUUAGCGUUUGUCACACCGUUUGGCUUGUUCGAGUGGCUGCGAAUGCCUUUUGGGCUUAAAAACGCGCCCCAGAUCUACCAACGUCUGGUGGACCAUGCGUUGUAUGGAUAUCUCAAGAUCGGCCAGAGAUCAGCUUCUGAUGGCCCGAUCGACGUGUUCAAAGAUGGAGAACCUGAGACAGAUCGACGACCGUCUUUACUGGGACGCCGAUCUUACAUUGACGAUAUUCUCAUACCAGCCACGUCAUGGGGAUCUUUGUACACAAAAGUAGAACGGUUGCUGGAGGCAUGUGAUAAGUGGAAUCUGUCUAUCAGCCUCACGAAGAGAUUUUGGGGGUGCCGUAAGGUCGAUUAUUUGGGAAAUCGAGUGUCGAUGGAUGGUCUGGAGGCUCAGCCCAAGAACCUAGAGUCGUUGGUUAACAUCCCGUUUCCUAGCACGCUACGAGCUAUGCAAUCCUUUCUCGGGAGCUUGAACUACUACCGUCGCUUCAUUGAGGAUUUCGCGGUGUAUGCCGCGGUGUUGUAUGAGUUAAGAGAAUCGGAUUUCUUCGAGAUCGGCCAAUCUCAGCUUGCAGCAGGAGACGAAUGCUCCAACGAGGGUCGAUGGACGGAAGCCAAGGUUGCUUUCACUAUGCUAAAAGCUAAGAUAGGAACAGCUCCCAUGCUCAAGCAUUUCGACCCAGAUCGGUCCCCCGUAAUCGUGGUCUACGCUAGCAAGUGGGCUGUCUCAGCGGCCCUGAUACAGGAGUACGAUGGCGAUUAUCAUCCGGUUACGUUUACUAGCCGCACUUUAAAGCCUAAUGAGCUUAACUACGGAACGGUAGAAAAAGAAGUGCUGGCGCUACUUCGUGUGUUGGAUGUAUGCUAUACUACGCUUGCCUCGCGGGAGAUCACUGUACUGACCCGACAUUCUACGUUAGCCUGGUUGAUGCAGUCUCGAGGGCUCAACGGGAGAUUAGGACGGUGGGCUGCUUUGUUGUCAAAUUGGACUAUGGAGGUGCAGAAAUGUGAAAGAGGAGAGGAAGAGAUCCUGGGCAUGUUAGCAGCGAGUAUCACUCCGAGAGGAGAAGUGGAAGAGAUGCUGAUUGCGAUCUCCCCACGAAAAGACUGUCGACUCAAAAUAUCUAUGCCUCCUCCAACGGUGGAAACAGAUGAGGAGUUGCUGGUGGCCAGUUUCGAUGGAUCGGCUAGGAUAAAAAAGAAAGGAGUGUCGUUCAAUGCCGUGAUAUGGAAGUUACCCGAAUGGACGAUCGUGGCGGCCGAAUCGAGAUAUGUUCACGAUCUGACUGUGAAUGAAGCUGAGUAUAAUGGCUUGCUACUGUGCUUCGAUCUACUGGCCGAUCUGGACAGGGGAAGAAUAAUCUUUUGUGGGGACUCUAAUUUGGUAAUCCGCCAGAUGCGCGGUGAGAUCGACUGCAAAGCCCCGGGCCAGCGACUCUUGAAACAUAAAGCGUUAGAGAAAUCGCGAUCUUGGCCUAGUCACGAGUUUCUGCAUAUGAAGCGAGAGUGGAACCAGAUCGCAGAUCGACUAGCCAGCACAGCAUUGCAGAAUGAAAAGGGAAGAACCGUUGUAGCUGAAGAGGAUCGGCAGGAUCUGAUGACCCUGAACCGUCUCGAUGAAUUGUUGAAGCCCAAGCAAAAUGGUCAGCUGGCUCGAAUAACUGCGAUCACGAGAUCAGCCGGGAGGAUACGUCAUGAACCUGAAGUGAUACAGGAGGAGAUAGUACAGAGGACUAGGAUUCAACGAAUUGUCCAAGCUCAAGAUGAAGAGCGUUGGAUUGUCAAUCUCAAGACAUAUCUAAGUGGCGAUGUAUCAAACUUGGAUGCGGUAGAAGUGAAGAUGUGCGCCAAACUGGCACCGGAAUACGAGAUCGAUGAGAACAAUCUGCUAUUUUUUUGCCCCAUGGCGAAAAGAGAGUCGGAAGAUCGCGAUGGUUUGAUGCGGUUGGUGAUCCCUGAGACGUUUCAGCAGGAUUUUUUGCAUCACUAUCACACGAGUCUGGAAGGAGGCCAUCAGGGUAUUGGACGAACCUAUCAGAGGAUCAGAUCGCGAUUUCAUUGUAGAGGACUGUAUCGGAGCGUUCAACGAUAUGUGGGCGAAUGUACCGACUGUGAGACCGGGAAAGGAAACCCGAUGAUUCAUGGGAAAUCCCCGGGCAAUCUGCACGCAACCUAUCCAUUCCAGUUAAUCGCCAUGGAUCAUAUACCGUCGUUGCCCAAGUCCAUCACGGGGAACACCGAACUGCUCAUUUGGGUCGGCCUUUUCUCGGGAUAUGUGAUUGCAAAGGCUAGCUCCUCUCGAAGGGCACAACCAAUAGCGGAGAAUUACGAAGAAUAUAUGUUUUGA
Molecule: messenger RNA, 2745 nt
Organism: Peronospora matthiolae
Lineage: Eukaryota; Oomycota; Peronosporomycetes; Peronosporales; Peronosporaceae
Source: the annotation of a GenBank genome assembly